Messenger RNA from Gilbertella persicaria, 3495 nucleotides. Its product is annotated as Nrap protein. NCBI's taxonomy places the organism in Eukaryota, Fungi, Mucoromycota, Mucoromycetes, Mucorales, Choanephoraceae. Bases 1 to 3495 code for a protein of 1164 amino acids. The record is from RefSeq and is a predicted model, not a curated record. The transcript has 5 exons. Gene Ontology annotation, cellular component: CURI complex; UTP-C complex; small-subunit processome. Gene Ontology annotation, biological process: rRNA processing; tRNA export from nucleus.
AUGGUUCUUGCAGCAAAGAGAAAGUACAAGAAGAGCAAAAGCACCACUGAGCCUGCUGCUAAGCAAGCCAAGAAAGAUCAUUCAUCAAAAAGAGCUCAACAAGAGAGUGAUCAUGAAGACGAUCAAGUAGCUGAAAACGCUGGUUUCUCGGAGGAAGAAGCUGCAUGGGAAUCCAACUCGGACGACAGUGACGAUGAGCAAAAACUUGAAAGUACUCAAGUCAAACACACCAAGCCUACUGAGGAUGACAUUAUUUCAGGUGAACUGGAAGGUCUUAAAGAAACAGCUGAACUUUAUAAAUCCAAUAUUUUCAAGUUAGAGAUUGAGGAGCUAUUGAAAGAAGUCAACAUGAAUUACACUAAGCAUAAAGCAUUGGAAAAGUCACUUCAUCAUCUUAAAGCUGUCUUUGACGCCAUUCCCGAGGGAAAACCUAUGAAGUUGCAUGAAUUUAGCCAAGAUAUGUUAAAGAAAGAUAUCCAAACACCAUUCCCUGAUCCACAGCCUUCACCUGAAGCUCUUCAUACUUUCAAGUUUGAAAAGCUUAAUUCUGUUCACAUUGUAGGUGGUUAUGGUCUUAAAUCAAUUGCCAAAACAAAGCAUCAUUUCAAUGUUGAUAUUGCUGUGGAAAUGCCCAACAAUGUCUUUCAAGAAAAAGACUAUGCCAAUUACCGUUAUCAUCACAAGCGUGCUUGUUAUUUAGCUGUCUUGGCUCAUGCAAUUCAGACAUCCAAGAAGAAAUUCAACCUAGAAUUCAGCACACUCCAUGGUGAUUUGCGUCGUCCUAUUUUAUUGGUGAAGCCUGCUGGUGAUCAGUCUGACGUUGACUUUUCAAAGACGAAAUGUGUGAUCCGUAUCUUGCCUAGUGUCCAAGCAAACGUGUUCCCCAUGCAUCGUUUAGCGCCCGGUAAAAGUUGUGUGAAGCCUGCUUUGGCUACACCUCGUUACAAUGCUUCUCUUUUGAUGGAUACUUCUUACACAGGCAACUUGGCCUUUCUCUAUGGCCAUAGCAAGAAUUCUGCUGAAUUCAAGAAUGCCAUCUUACUUGCACGUACUUGGAUCUAUCAACGUGAUUUGAGUCUUGUUGGUAUGACACCCUUUGUGUUCUCUAUGGUGAUGGCUUACUUGAUGCAAGGUAACAGUGAUGGUACUGGAAAGAAGCUGAGUGCUAGCCACAGCUCCUAUCAAUUAUUGCGUGGUACAUUGGAUUUUUUGGCUACACACGAUUUCAAGCAUGAGCCUGUCAUGAUCGGCCAAACAGACAAGCCUGAGUUUAGUGCUGAAGCAUUCAAGGCAAAUUAUGAUGUGAUUAUUGUGGAUCCUUCUGGUAUGCUUAACUUGACAGCCAACAUGACUUUGUCUGGUAUGGCUCAAGUCCAACAUGAAGCCAAGUUAGCCAUGGAAUACUUUAACGAUAGCAAUGACCAUUUUGAAUCCAUCUUUUUAAGAAAAGUCAAUGAUUUCAAGUUCAAAUACGACAAUAUCAUCCGUAUCUCUCAAGUAGAAAACAAGACGAUGAGUGAAGAAGCCAAGGCUGAUUAUCAUAGCUAUUUGCCUUACUUCUUGAACCGUCUUGCUCACAUCUUGAUGCGUGGCCUUACCAACCGUGUUGAUUUGGUUGCUGUACAACAUACGAUGGAAGAAAACAGUUGGUUGAUUACUGACUCUCCUGCAGAUAUUGAAGCCAGUGCUACUGUUCGUGUUGGCCUCUUGCUUAACUCUGAUAAUGCACCUCGCUUAGUGGACCAAGGCCCUGAUGCUUCUGAUGAAGCCGCCGUCGCUGAAUUCCGUCAAUUCUGGGGCUCCAAAUCUGAAUUGCGUCGUUUCAAAGACGGUUCUAUUGUCGAAGCUGUUGUAUGGCAAACACAAGGCUAUGAAAACCGCAGCUUGAUUGUUCAGAAAAUUGUGUUAUACUUGCUGCAACACCAUUUGAAGCUCAAGAACGUUGACUAUUGGGCUGGUCAACUCUAUAGCUAUUUGAACUUUGCCAAGAGUGUGCCUGAACAUUUGUUUAGCCCUGAUCUCAAAUUGACUGGCUUCCAUUCAGUCAUGACAGCCUUUGGAUCGUUCAGCAAGCAAUUGAGACAAGUCGAUGACGCUUUACCUUUGUUGAUCAACAAUGUAUAUCCUGCCCAUACCAACUUGCGCUAUGCUUCUGUUCAUGUGCCUCAUCCAGUCGAUUUCAACAAUAUGGUUGCUUAUCCCAACACUACACGCUACUUUGAUGCUAUGGAUGUGGUGGUCCAGAUUGAACGUUCAGCUAAAUUUCCUGAUGAUUUAGACGCACUUCAAAAUGUCAAACAAGCAUUUUAUCUCAAGAUAGCAGAAGAAUUGAAGCGCAGAUACCAACUAGACUCUGUUGCUGUGGAUGAUGUGCGGGAAAGAAACCCUUAUGCUAUACGUGGUUAUUUGGAUGUGUACUACUUUGGCUACGUUUUCCGUUGUCAUAUCUGUCUUGAACAAGAAGCUACCCUCUUGACCAAGAUUAUCGAUAGCAAGACAAACACACAGCUCAACAAGGGAUUGGCGAAAGAAGCCUUGACGAAGUACAACUUGACCUUGAAAUACAGACAGACACACACCUUUUAUGUUCAAGCCAUGUGUGCCAAAUACACAGCUUACUCUAGCACGGUACGACUGACCAAGCGUUGGUUUGGCUGCCACUUGUUGUCUCCUCAAGUGAGUGAGGAAAUGAUCGAGUUAUUGGUUGCCCAUGUCUUUUUGGCUCCUCAACCUUGGGUCACGCCUGUCAAUACACUGGCUGCUUUUGGCCGUGUGUUGAACCUGUUAGCUACAUGGGACUGGAUUAAUACACCUUUGAUUGUGGAUAUUGAAGGCGAAUUAACGGCUGUUGAUCGCCAGGCUAUCUUGGCUGAUUUCCAACAACACCGUAAGACAAACACAACAUUGAGCAUUGGUGCAUUUACGAUUGCUACAGCCAAAGAUCAUUCUGGUCAUCGUUGGACACACUAUAAGCCUGGUCGCCCCAUCGCUGCUCGUAUUCAAGCUUUGGCCCGUGCUUCUGUACAAGCCUUAGAGCAGGAUAUCAAGCGUGUGUUUGUGACUCCUAUGGAAGAUUACACUGUUGUGUUUGAUUUAGAUAUUGCCUGCUGUACAAGAUACUAUCAAAACCUUCAUCCUCAGGCUGCUCAUUUCGUAAACAACAACAAUAAUACACUCGGUGACACAGCUUAUGCACAAUUUGAUCCUGUAUCUGAAUUGAUAGAAGAAAUUGAAAAGAUUUACGGUAACACAGUGAUGGUAUUCCAUAACAAGUAUGGUGGUCAUCAAUUAGCGCUUGUCUGGAAUCCUUUUGUGGCUACACCUAUGCAAUGGAAAGUUCAGUCUGGUUACAACAGUGUUCCUGUGGAUAUGAACAAGAAUGGCUUUUUGAAACCUGCCAAGGGUCAAUCUGAUAUUUCUAAAAUGAUCUCGCCUAAUUUUGGUGCUAUUUUAGCAGAAAUUCAAAGAUUAGGUAAAGGCAUUUUGAAAGAGUAA